GUCAGAUGACUUGUCAAUCGUUGGAAGGUUAUGUGUAAAUAUUGUAUUUAUUUACAAUUUUUAUUAAAUUAAUACAAAGAAAAGAUGUAAUAAGGUUAACGCGCUUUGAUAAUCAAGCAGCAAUAAUUGUUCGUCCUCUAUUCUUUUUUUCUCAAAUUUAAUUGAUUUACAGUCAAAGUGGCUUGUUAUUGCAAUAUCGUCAACAUGAUUUUUGAACUCCUAACUUUAGUUGUAAUGCUGCCCAUGAUGUUGAUGGGUGUGUUAAUGUUUGGUGCAUUUGUGAUUGUGCCGUGUGCAUUCAUCUUUGCAUCAUGGUACAUGAGGAUUAAGGAGAGGAAGCUGCAGCGCAGGAAAAAAGAUGGAGCUAACAUAGCAUUCUUCCACCCUUACUGUAAUUCAGGGGGUGGUGGAGAGAGGGUUCUUUGGGUUGCUAUAAAAGCCAUAUUAACUAGGUAUCCGGACUCCAAUAUAUACAUCUACACAGUUGACACUGCAGAGCCAAAAGCAAUAUUGGACAAAGUUCAAAAUGUCUUCAAUGUUAAAAUUGAACCAGAGAGGAUAAACUUUGUGAGACUGUACUUACAAAAAGUUAUUGAGCCUCAAACAUAUCCAUAUUUCACAUUGCUGCUGCAGAGUUUCGGAACCAUGAUAUUGGGAAUGGAAGCUUUUAUGAAGUUUAAUCCAGAUAUCUACAUAGACACAAUGGGGUGUGCGUUCACUUACCCCAUCUUCCGCUACCUGGCGCAGUGCCCCGUGGGCUGCUACACGCACUACCCCACGGUGACGGCGGCCAUGAUGCGGCGCGUCAAGCACCGCCUCGUCAGUUACAACAACAGUAGCGUCAUCGCGCGCAACCCGCUGCUCACCUGGUGCAAGCUGCUCUACUACAAGAUGUUCGGCUGGUUGUACGGCGUGGUGGGUCGCUGCGCAGACAUCGUGAUGGUCAACGGCACGUGGACGGAGGAGCACAUCCACGAGCUGUGGAAGAGGCCUCUCGACACGCACCGCGUCUACCCGCCCUGUGAGGUAUCAGAACUGAAAACGCUGCGGUCUCUAGUGAGAGACUCAGACCCCAUCAGGAUCCUAUCAGUGGCCCAGUUCCGCCCAGAGAAGGACCAUCCUCUGAUGCUGCAGGCUAUGUACGAGCUUAGGAAUCUGCUCAUCAAGAACGAGAUCCUUUGGAACAAGAUAAAGCUGGUGCUGGUGGGCUCCUGCCGCAACGCUGCGGACGAGGAGCGCGUGCAGAACCUGCGCGACCUGGCCAAGCACCUGGCCAUCGAGGAGAACGUGCAGUUCACCGUCAACGCGUCCUACUGCCAGCUGCUGCAGCUGUACCAGACCAGCGCGCUGGCGCUGCACGCCAUGUGGAACGAGCACUUCGGCAUCAGUGUAGUGGAGUGCAUGGCGGCGGGCCUCAUCACCAUCGCGCACCGCUCGGGCGGGCCUCUCGCCGACAUCAUCGAGACCUCGGAGGGCUCGCGGACGGGCUUCCUCGCCGCCGAGCCGGACGAGUACGCGCGCGCCAUCCUGGAGGUCAUCGCCCUGUCCACUGACGAGAAGAGGACCAUCAUAGAGGCGGCGAGGGCAUCAGUGGAUCGUUUCUCCGAGAAGGCGUUUGUGACGGCCUUCUUACGUGCUGUGGAGCCGCUCAUGAGGAUAGACUGAAGACGGAGCUAUGUAUUGGGAGCCUGUUGAAGACAGACCUUUGCUUUUUGAUAAAAGUGUGAUUUCGAUGAAUGUUUGUCAGUUUCAACUAUAGGUGUAUCACAUACAUAGAGUUUCUGGGCCCCAAACACAGAAUAAAGAAUAUCCAGAAUGAGUCUUUACAAGCUGCGUGGUGUAGCCGGUGAAACCCAUAAAAAAGUCACGCGUCUCCCCUUGACAUUCGCUUAUACAUACUUUUUCAAAAUUUGUAUUUCAAAAUUUAACACUAACAAACAAUUACGUAAAUUAAUAUAAUAAAAAUCAAUAAUUACCAACAAAAAAUACUCAAUACAAACAAAUAUUUAUUUCAGUGAACCUACCAUUUAAAUGUUUUUUAUUAACACAAUAACUAUGAAAUUAGAUCUGUCAUCGAGAAAAUAAAUAAAUGGUAAUGGGUAUGUGGCGAACGAACUCUUUCGUUCGCCCACUUUAGGUUAGGCCAUCUACAUUCACAUUCCAGAUUAAUUUCAUAUUUAGAAUUCCCUCGACCGCGCAUGCGUGCAUAUAUUGUUUCACCCAUUCAUUACUUUUUUACCAGUCCUCCAUUCCACAUCGCAUCAUCUAUUUGAUAGACCUUUUAUUUUAUAUCCUUUUACACUUGUAACAAUCAGUAAAGUGAAUAAAUCUACAUACCAAUACAAUCGUCUUCUUCAUAUCUAUAUACUAACAUAAAACCUCCAUGGCGAUAGGUAUAACGGAAUAAUGCCGAUGACAAUGUAACAGAGUAUGCCUUAUAAAAAUGUCGUUUCUUUAUUUACCUAUAUAACAGUAAGUUACAGCAAAAUUAUUCAAUUAUGAUAUAAAUGAUUCAGUUUUCAUUCUUACCCUAUCGUUCGUUAUUCAUUCGAAAAUGAAUACCAAUUUUACCGGAUUAACACAAACACUAUCUGUAUCAGAAAUAAUAGGCUUAUUAACCGACUUUCAAAAAGAUCUAGUUCUAUGUUUUAUUAGUCAACAUGUGAAUUAUUGCGAUUAUCAUUUUGUUUUUUGACUGCGCUUGUAUUGUUAACUAUUCCAUUAGUAUUAAUAUUAAUAUCUAAGUUUUAAAAAAUAGGAAUCAAAAUAAAUUUUACCAAAGUUA
Molecule: messenger RNA, 2785 nt
Organism: Bicyclus anynana (squinting bush brown)
Lineage: Eukaryota; Metazoa; Arthropoda; Insecta; Lepidoptera; Nymphalidae
Gene: Alg11
Product: GDP-Man:Man(3)GlcNAc(2)-PP-Dol alpha-1,2-mannosyltransferase
Exons: 9
Coding region: 205-1665 (486 amino acids)
Biological process (GO): protein N-linked glycosylation
Cellular component (GO): endoplasmic reticulum membrane
Molecular function (GO): GDP-Man:Man(3)GlcNAc(2)-PP-Dol alpha-1,2-mannosyltransferase activity
Source: RefSeq, a predicted model, not a curated record